GUACCACAUGGAGUUUGAAGAGAUUGAGAUGCAGAUCAGGUCAACAUUUACACAACCACUCCCCUUCUCCUCCGCACCCAGCGCAUUUUAGAACCAAUCCCCAGCAAACAGAUAUCAUUACAAGUCUAGUCCACAUCCAAAUGUACCUCUCUGUCUCUCUCUCUCUCUCAACACACACACACACACACACACACAGUAUACCCUAUUCAAGAGUUAAUCUUCCCCACACCACACCAUAACUUUUAGCUUUCGCUCUAUCCUUUAGAUGGCGCAUCAGGCCAGCCACAGGCGCAUCUUAGCAGCUCCAGACUCCAUGGAUCCCACACCAAGAAAACCCAAACCCAACCCUUCCUCCGGCGCCGGCCACCGCCACCGCCACCCAGAUCCCUCCACCAUCCAAUCCAUCUCCCACCGCUUCUCCAAACUCUACACAAACAACAGGAAACUCGCCUCCAAACCCCAUCCGCACCCCCAACCCGACCCGAAUCUCCACGACACGUCAUGCGCCACCCUCACGAAAUCCAGCAGCCAGCACGGCUCCGUUUUCUCGGCCCCGGAGAAAAACCAGCUGGUGGUGAGCUCCAAAAUCAACGACGAUUUGGAUGCAGAGAAAGAGAAAAUUGGGAGAAAUUGUGUGUCCUCAAUCCCUCCAAGUGUGAAUGGAGGUAGAAGAAGAUCAUUCUGCAGCUCGCAGGUGGAGCUCGCCGAUUUCCUCUCGUGCAGCGGCGUCAAAGUGGUGGCCGUCGAUAUGCCGCCCUUCAUGCAGAUUCAUGCCGUCAAUUGUGCGAGGAAGGCGCGCGACAGCUUGGAGAAGUUCACUUCCAAGACUCUAGCUUUCACGCUCAAAAAGGAGUUUGAUGGUGUAUAUGGACCUGCUUGGCACUGCAUUGUAGGGACCAGUUUUGGGUCAUUUGUGACACACUCAGUUGGUGGAUUUAUGUAUUUCUCUAUGGAUCAAAAGCUAUACAUCUUGCUCUUUAAGACUGCUGUACAAAGAGCUGAAUGAAAUGAAAUCAAUUCUACACACAUUAAUUAAUUAGCACAACAAGCACCACCAUUUUUCUGCUCAAUUGUUUUUCACCCUAUUUUAGCAUACGAGGAAGAAAAAAAAAUACAAAUUUGCUCCCCCUGUAAUUUUGUACAUUAAUGUUUCUGAGAAGAAAAGAAUUGGAAGAUGGUAUUAUUCCUUGUGGGAUCAA
This is a messenger RNA of Salvia miltiorrhiza (redroot sage), 1199 nucleotides long. RefSeq lists its product as uncharacterized. Bases 266 to 1006 code for a protein of 246 amino acids. Gene Ontology annotation, molecular function: dynein intermediate chain binding; dynein light intermediate chain binding. The record is from RefSeq and is a predicted model, not a curated record. Gene Ontology annotation, cellular component: dynein complex. Gene Ontology annotation, biological process: microtubule-based process. NCBI's taxonomy places the organism in Eukaryota, Viridiplantae, Streptophyta, Magnoliopsida, Lamiales, Lamiaceae. The transcript is spliced from 2 exons.